UUCCUAAUCUGGACUAACUGCCAACCAUAUCAAAGGCCAACACGAAUUGUUGUUUUACCUCAGCAGUUUUGCAAUCUGCUCAUUGAAAAGGCAUCUGCGUAUUUGUCUUCUGACUUACUGCGAGAAGACCCUGAAGAAGGUAUACACAUGGUGAAGAUGGUGAUAAAAGUUUUCAGAUGUUUCAAAGAGAAUUACCAGAGCCAGUGGGAGAAAUUGGCAACCUAUCCAAAACAUGCUCGCUGGGAUUUCCCAUCUGUCAUGAUUUUCACAAAUUACAACAACUUUCUUAACCGCAUGCUACAACUGGAGGAUAUCUUUGAAAUUUUGCUAGAAUACAGGCGGAUGGAAAAACUCGAAUUUGGUGGGCCCAAAGGCAAGCUCUACAGUGAGCAUUCUGCCCAGAUGUACUCAGAGUUCAGUGAUCAUUGCCUGUCAUUGAUAAAUGUUGAUCACAGCCCUCUUGACUGCUACUCCCAGGAAUUUGAGAAGGAGUAUACCAAUUUCAAAGUGAAGAUUGUGGACUUUGAAUAUCGAUUUGCCAACCUGCUGUCCUCAGCCUUUAAGGAUUGUACAGAAUUAGAAUCAAUGUUUAAACUGUUAACAAUUUUUGGACCAUUUCUUGAGAGAAAACACGUACGCCAAGUAUUCACUCCCAACAUACCCCUGCUGCUGCAACAAUUCCAUGACGAACUGGGCAAAUGUAAAUCACUCUUUCGUUCACAACUGAAUGAGUUGGAAAGUUGUUUGGGAAAAAACAUGGCCCCUGUGUCUGGAGUGUUAAAAUGGGCAAAAAUGAUCAGAGAACGCAUUGAAGCACCAUGGGAAAAAAUUAAACUUCAGUUUGACAGCACUGCAGGAGAUAUGGAUAUCACAAAAGAGCUUGGCUUAUACAAGGAGAUGAUUAGUCUUCUAGAUGAAAGCGAGGCAGAUGCUCACUCUAAAUGGCGUGAAGGUUUGGAGCAGACUUGCCAGAUGAAUCUGGAACAACCACUCAUAUUAAGAAACUCUUCAAAUGACCUCAUCUCAGUAAAUUUCAACCCCAAGCUGUCUGAAGUAUUGAAAGAUGUGAAGUAUAUUCAAACACUUAACAUUAACAUCCCUGUGGCAGCAAUGACUGUUUUUGAGAAACGUGACAUCUUCACAAAGUAUUUAAGCAGUCUACAGCUUGUAGUGCAGUGGUACAACAAACUCAAAACGACUGUUCUUGAAGUUGAACUCCCACUCAUCAGAGAUGAACUGGCUUCAGUAGACAAACUACUUAAAAGAGCUGAGACCGACGUGACAUGGCAAGAUCAGGACUGCUGGAGCUUCAUAAGCACUACCAAGAAACAGGUCCAAGACCUUGCUGACAGAGCCAGUAGGGCAAAGGAGAACCGUGAUGCCAUGCAAUCAAUGAUGAAAAAAUGGAGCAAACACACUAUGUUUUGCAGAAAGGACAACAAGAAAAGCUCAUUGUUGCAGCUUGAGGACAGGAGAGACCGUGUUAGCAAGAUAUAUGGCUCCAUAAAACAGGAUGGAGACUCCAUCCACAAAUUGGUGCAGGAAAACAUGACACUCUUCAAUGCAGACCUCGCUUCAGAUGUUUGGCAGUCCUAUUUGGACUAUGUGGAUGAGAUGGUCAUUGAGGGGCUGUUUGUCUACAUCAGCCACUCACUCCAGUUCUUUCUGGAUAACAUGGAGUCAUAUCCCAAGCAAGCCCCUCUCUUUGAAGCUCAGUUGAUGCUUACAGACUUAGGGAUGAUCUUCCUUCCAUCACUGGAGAAUGAUGCAGGAGAUGGCUUCUAUGAGCUGUUAGAAGGACUGGUUGGAGAUAUAUUCAGGGUAUCCGUGAAUAUCAGCAGGUUGGCUUCUGAUUUUAGCGUGGACAGCUAUCAGGAUGUAAUGGAAGACAUGCUUGAUUUGUUGGAUUUACGGAAGGAAGUGAUGGAGAGAGUGGAAAAUGUUCUCAAAAAAGCCAUAUCUUACCAGCGACAGUUUGAUUGCUACACACAUUUGUGGCAAGAUGACCGGGAUGAGUUUCUCAGUCAGUUCCUCUUAUAUGCACGAGCACUAACACCUGAAGAGUUGGAGGCUCAUAGAGCUGAUACUCUGCUGGAAAGCCCUCCCACGGUGGAUCACUUUAAAGAGCAGAUUGACUACUACGAAGAUCUGCACUCUGAAACAUGCAAACUAGAGGACUACACAGUAUUUGAUGGGUGGUUUCGGGUGGAUAUUAAGCACUUCAAAGUCAGCCUCCUGAACAUUAUUAAGAAAUGGAGUUGGCUUUUUAAGGAACACCUCUUGACAUAUGUGACGAACAGUCUUGAUGACCUCCAAGGAUUUGUUCAUACUACUGUUGAAGGGCUUGCUAAGUGUGUGCCUAAAGGAGACUACCACAGUCUGGUGGAAGUCAUGAGUCAUCUCCUGGCUAUUAGAGACAGACAAGCUGUCACCGACAAGAUGUUUGACCCUCUAAGGGACACAGUAACCCUCCUGGAACGUCAUGGAGUGGCCAUUCCAGACAAGGUCUAUGUUCAGCUCAAGGAACUCCCUGAAAAAUGGAAUUCAGCUAAAAAAUUGUCCUUAAAAGUGAGGCAUGAGGUGGCCCCCAUGCAAAAUGAAGAAGUUAUGGUUUUACGAAGACGCUGCCUGGAGUUUGAGGUGAAACAAAGUAAAUUCCGAGAAAUCUUCAAAGCAACUGCACCUUUCAGUUACAAAACAUCUCAGCCCUAUAUUUGUUUAGAAAAAUCUGAAAAAGCAAUCCAUGACAUGGAAAAAGAAUUGUCAACAUUGCAGGAAUCAACAAACUUAUUUGACGUCACCAUUCCUGACUAUAAAGACAUCAAGCUCUGCAAACGAGAGGUCAUUGUUCUCAAAGAACUAUGGGACAUUGUCAUAUUUGUGCAUACCAAUGUGGAACACUGGACAAAGAGCAAAUGGAGGCAGAUAAAUGUUGAACAGAUGGAUGUCGAAUUGAGGGGGUUUGCUAAGGAUAUGCGGAAGCUUGACAAAGAAGCUCGUGCGUGGGAUGUUUAUUCUGGUUUAGACCUUUUUGUGAAGACCCUGUUAACAUCACUGCGAGUUGUGAGUCAGCUUCAGAACCUUGCAAUACGAGAACGUCACUGGGUCCAACUAAUAAGGACGAUGCAGAUGAACUUCACUAUGACUGAUUGUACCACCCUGGCAGACCUAUUAGCUCUGCAGCUACAUCUUUAUGAAGAAGAAGUCCGCAGCACAGUGGAUAAGGCAGCAAAAGAAAUGGCCAUUGAGAAGGUUGUGACAGAAAUUGGUAAAAUAUGGACAUCAAUGGAGCUUUCAUAUGAAUAUCAUUACCAAAGCUCUGUACCCCUUCUUAAAUGUGAUGCAGAGCUCAUUGAGACGCUUGAAGAUCAUCAGGUUCAACUUCAAGGCAUCUUUCAAAGCAAGUACAUAGACCACUUUCUUGCCCAAGUUGUAGAACUUCAGACACAACUAACAGUGGCUGACUCUGUGCUGAUGGUCUGGAUGGAGGUACAGAAGACAUGGGCAUACUUAGAAAGCAUCUUCAAAGGUUGUGAUGAUAUCUGCCAGCAACUACCAACGGAUGCACAAAGAUUCCAAAUGAUAGAUGCUGAAUUUCAGGAACUAAUGUUGGACAGUGUAAAAACAAAACAUGUAAUUGAAGCCACCAAUAAGCCCAAACUAUUUGAAAAGUUUGUCGAGCUUCAGAAAAGGCUGGUGUUAUGUGAAAAGUCUCUUGCGGAAUACCUGGAAACCAAGAGACUUGCAUUUCCCAGAUUCUACUUUAUAUCAUCUGCAGACCUGUUGGAUAUUCUCUCAAAAGGAAGGCGCCCCAAAUAUGUAACAUGCCACCUCUUGAAACUAUUUGACAGUGUGUCGGAUCUGGAAUUCUCUACAAAUAAUUUUAAAAUUGCCGUUGGCAUGUACAGCAAAGAAAGGGAAUAUGUACCAUUCCAGAAGGAAUGUUACUGUAAUGGACCGGUGGAGGUGUGGCUUGCCUGUCUAGAGGAGUCCAUGAGGACAAGUAUUAGGACUCACCUGUCAGAGGCUGUUUCUGUGUAUGAGGAACGGCCCAGAGAGCAGUGGAUUCUUGAUUUCCCAGCCCAAGUUGCUCUAACUGCAUCACAGAUAUGGUGGAGUAACGACGUGGAACUUGUGUUUAAAAGACUGGAAGAAGGAUUUGAGUCUGCAUUAAAAGACUAUAACAAGAAACAGGUUGCUCAACUAAACGUGUUGAUUAACAUGUUGUUGAAUGAGCUGAGUCAAGAAAACAGACAGAAAAUCAUGACCAUUUGCACCAUUGAUGUUCAUGCGAGAGAUGUUGUUUCUAGGUUGAUCGCGCAAAAGGUCACCAACUCGCAGGCCUUCCACUGGCUUUCCCAUCUUCGACACUGCUGGAAUGAGCAGCAGCAGCACUGUUUCAUAAACAUCUGCGAUGCCCAAUUCCCAUACCUGUAUGAGUAUCUUGGAAAUACACCACGUCUUGUCAUCACUCCCCUCACAGACCGCUGUUACAUAACUUUGACUCAGUCACUGCAUCUAAACAUGAGUGGAGCACCAGCAGGUCCUGCUGGAACUGGCAAAACGGAGACCACAAAGGAUCUUGGCCGAGCAAUGGGAAUUAUGGUUUACAUCUUUAACUGUUCAGAGCAGAUGGACUACAGGUCAACUGGAAAUAUCUACAAGGGAUUGGCCCAGACUGGAGCAUGGGGCUGCUUUGAUGAAUUCAAUCGCAUACCCAUCCAAGUUUUGUCUGUUGUUGCGGUGCAGGUGAAAACGAUCCAGGAUGCUAUCCGAUCUAAAAAGAAAAGGUUUCUAUUCCUGAAUACCGAAAUUCUCUUAAGGCCCUCAGUGGGGAUCUUUAUCACUAUGAAUCCAGGUUAUGCGGGAAGGGCAGAACUACCCGAGAACCUCAAGGCUUUAUUCAGACCCUGUGCAAUGGUAGUACCAGACAUUGAGCUCAUUUGUGAGAUCAUGUUAGUGGCAGAGGGCUUCUGUGCUGCCAAGCUUCUCGCCAGGAGAUUUACAUCUCUUUACUCUCUGUGUAAAGAACUACUUUCCAAGCAGGACCACUAUGAUUGGGGUUUACGAGCCGUCAAGUCUGUUUUAGUCGUGGCUGGUUCGCUUAGAAGAAGAGACAAAACAACACCGGAGGAUCAGGUGUUGAUGCGUGCACUGAGGGACUUCAACAUGCCAAAAAUUGUGACAGAUGAUGUCACCAUCUUCCUUGGAUUGCUUCAAGAUCUCUUUCCAGGCUUAGAAGUAGAGAGAGAAAGAGACUGGGACUUUGAAAAUGAAGUCAGAAAUACAACGGUUUCUCUCCGACUCCAGCCAGAGGAAGCAUUCAUCCUCAAGGUAAUGCAACUAGUGGAGCUCAUGGCUGUACGUCAUUCUGUCUUUGUUAUUGGAAAUGCUGGAACUGGAAAAAGCUCGAUAUUGAGGGUUCUCUAUAAAACCUAUGCUAACCUGAAGAGGAAGCCUGUCUGGAAUGACCUGAAUCCAAAAGCAGUCGACAGAGAUGAAUUGUUUGGAUUCAUCCAUCCUGCAACUCGAGAGUGGAAAGACGGCAAGAAUAUUUUAUUUACUGUAACAUGUUUGCUUUCAUCACUGAUGCGAGAGCAAGCAAACAUGUCCCACCUAGGUCCUAAGUGGAUUGUGUUGGAUGGAGACAUUGAUCCGAUGUGGAUUGAAUCACUCAACACAGUGAUGGAUGACAACAAGGUCCUGACUCUGGCAAGCAAUGAGCGGGUACCACUCACCUUAUCCAUGAGACUUGUGUUUGAAAUCAGCCACCUGAGAACAGCUACUCCUGCCACGGUGUCCAGAGCAGGAAUCCUCUACAUCAACCAGCAAGACCUGGGUUGGAAUCCAUAUGUCAUUAGUUGGAUUGAUCAACGAGAACGGCAAACAGAAAGGGCACACUUAACCAUACUGUUUGAAAAAUAUGUCCCACGUUGUCUUGAGAAGAUGAGAAAUACCUUCAAGACAAUUACUCCAAUUCCUGAUAACACUCUGGUGCAGACACUCUGCACUUUGCUCGACUGCCUUCUAACUACAGAAAACAUUCCAUCCGACUCUCCAAGGGAGCUUUAUGAGACUUACUUUAUUUUUGCCUGCAUCUGGGCUUUUGGAGGGGCCUUGUGUCAAGACCAGGUCUUUGAUUACCGGGCAGAGUUCAGUAAGUGGUGGACUAAAGAAAUGAAGACAGUGAAACUUCCAGCACAAGGAACAGUGUUUGACUUCUAUAUUGAUGCUCAAACCAAGCGCUUUCUUCCUUGGAGUGACCUUGUCCCUCCCUUUGAAAUGGAAACCGGCACACCUUUACAAGCUGUUCUUGUACACACAGCAGAGAGCCUGCGUCUUCACUACUUCAUGGACUUGUUGCUGGAGUGUAGAAAGCCGCUAAUGCUUGUGGGGAAUGCUGGAGUGGGAAAAACUGCACUUGUCAGAAAUAAGUUAGGCGGUCUGCCAGAGAGUUACACGACUAUAAAAGUACCCUUCAACUACUACAUAACCUCCUUGGCGCUGCAGGAGACCCUAGAACGUCAUUUAGAGAAAAAAGCAGGCAGAAGCUACUCGCCCGCAGGCAGCAAAAGGCUGGUCUACUUCAUCGAUGAUAUGAACAUGCCAGCUGUUGACGCAUAUGGAACAGUGCAGCCUCACACACUCAUAAGACAACAUCUGGAUUAUGGGCACUGGUACGACAGACAGAAGUUGUCCUUAAAAGAAAUACAUAAUACACAAUAUGUUGCUUGUAUGAACCCAACCACUGGGAGUUUCAACAUUAAUCCAAGACUACAGAGACAUUUCACCGUAUUUGCGGUCAACUUUCCUUCAUCUGAGGCGCUGAUGUCCAUCUUUGGGCAGAUCUUGGGCUGCCACAUCACACAGCAGAACUUUAGUUUGUCGGUUCAGAAGAGCAUUGCAGCUGUAGUGCAGGCUGCCGUAAUACUCCAUCACAAAAUGGAUCUCAACUUUCUGCCAACAGCCAUCAAAUUUCAUUAUACAUUCAACAUGCGAGACAUGUCUAACAUCUUCCAGGGGAUCAUUUUUGCUGAGCCGGAGAAUGUGGGAAACAGCACUGAUAUGGCUCUGUUAUGGCUCCAUGAGUCCUGCAGAGUCUACUCUGACAGGCUAUUAGAUGUCAAAGACCAACAGCUCUUUAGGAAGCUGCAGAUGGAGACUGUACAUCUAUGCUUUGAGGGAAUUGAGGAUGAAAAGGUGACAAAGCAACCUCUUCUAUUUUGCCACUUUGCCCAAAAGGCCAAGGAAUCCUCUUAUACUGUUGUCACAGACUGGUCUGUGCUCAGGACUUCCCUCAUUGAUGCCCUGGAGAGUUACAAUGAACUCAAUCCAACCAUGAAUCUUGUGCUGUUUGAGGACGCAAUGCAACAUGUCUGUCGCAUCAGUCGUAUCCUGGAGUCGCCUGGCAGUCACGGCUUACUGAUCGGGGUUGGGGGUAGUGGGAAGCAGAGCCUGACUCGUCUGGCUGCCUACAUUUCCUCUGUGGAAGUGUUCCAAAUUACUUUACACAAAGGUUAUAGCAUCCAGGACCUCAAGAUGGAUCUAGCGGGUUUGUUUCUUAAGACCGGCGUGAAGAAUCAACGUGUAGCUCUUCUUGUGACUGAUGCACAAAUACCCGAUGAGCGCUUUCUAGUCAUUGUUAAUGACUUACUGUCAUCAGGAGAAAUUCCUGAAAUCUUCAGUGAGGAGGAAAUUGAAGGCAUUGUGUCCGCUGUAAGAGCUGAGGUCCGAGCGCUUGGUCAGCUUGACACCAAAGAGAACUGCUGGGCGUUCUUUACCGAAAGAGUCCAACUUCAACUGACGGUGGUAUUGUGUUUGUCACCAGUUGGAAGUGAGCUCCGACUAAGGGCCUGUCGAUUCCCUGCCCUCAUCCAGUGCACGACCAUUGACUGGUUCCAUCCGUGGAGCUCAGAAGCUUUGCAGUCAGUCAGCCAUAGAUUCAUCCAAGAGAUUAAUGAAAUUGAGCCUGCUGUCCAGGAAUCCAUCAGUCUUUUCAUGGCCUACGUUCACACCAGUGUCAACCAAGCAAGUGAAAAAUACCAGCGCAAUGAGAAGAGGCACAAUUACACCACCCCCAAGAGCUUUCUCCAGCAAAUCACUAUGUACAGGAACCUUCUGCAAAAGUCCCGGGCCCAGCUCCAGCACAAGAUGAACCGGCUUGACAGUGGCCUUCAAAAGCUGCAUAGCACUGCUGCUCAGGUUGAGGAUCUGAAAGCUAAACUGGCAGACCAAGAAUCUGAUUUGACAUUGAAGAAUCAGGAUAUUGAGGCUCUUAUUACCAAGAUUGGACUUCAGACUGAGAGGGUCAGCAGCAAAAAAGAGGCAGCAGAUGUUGAGGAACAAAAGGUCUCUCUCAUCCAGGCAGAAGUGUUAGUCAAACAAAAGGAUUGUGAAACAGAUCUAGCAAAAGCGGAGCCUUUACUCACAGCUGCCACUGCAGCACUGAACACCCUCAACAAGGUAAAUCUUACUGAACUGAAGGCCUUCCCCAACCCUCCCCCAGCAGUCAUCAAUGUAGCGGCAGCCGUGAUGGUUCUACUGGCUCCACGCGGUCGGGUUCCUAAAGAUCGGAGUUGGAAAGCAGCACGGGCCUUCAUGGGCAAGGUGGAUGAUUUUCUGCAAGCUCUAAUAUCAUAUGACAAGGAGCACAUCCACGAGUCCUGUUUGAAUGUGGUCAAACAGCAUUAUCUUAAAAAGGCCGAUUUUCACCCUGAUCAAGUUAGGACCAAGUCUACCGCUGCAGCAGGACUUUGUGCUUGGACAAUUAACAUUGUUCGAUACUACGAGAUUUAUUGCGAAGUCAUUCCAAAAAGGCAAGCUUUAUCCCUUGCUAAUACUGAGCUAGAAACAGCAACAGCUAAACUGAUGGCCAUUCGUAGCAAGUUGUUAGAUUUUGAUGCUAACCUUCAGAAUCUUACAACUCAGUUUGAGAGAGCUACAGCUGAAAAAAUGAGCUGUCAACAGGAUGUAACCCGCACCAACCAGACCAUAGAGCUGGCUAACCGAUUGGUCAGAGGCUUAGAGUCAGAGAAGGAACGUUGGUUACAGACACUUGUUCAGUAUGAGAAGCAACAGAAAACCCUGUGUGGUGAUGUGGCCAUCACUUCAGCGUUUGUCUCUUACAUGGGAUACUUUACUAAGCAGUAUCGCACAGAACUACUCGUUGAAAAAUGGAUCCCUUUCCUCAAAUUUCAGAAGGUCUCUGUACCCAUGACAGACGGCCUGGAUCCCAUCCUCAUGCUUACAGAUGAUGUCACCGUGGCUGCUUGGCAUAACCAGGGCUUGCCGAAUGAUAGGAUGUCAACUGAAAACGCUGCCAUCCUGACCACCAGUGAGCGCUGGCCACUCAUGGUUGACCCACAGCGGCAGGGCAUCAAGUGGAUACGAAGCCAGCAAGGCUCCAAGCUGAAGGUGGUGCAACAGGGGCAAAAAGGGUACCUUGAUGUAAUAGAAGAGGCACUCGCCUGUGGUGAAACAGUUCUAAUUGAGAAUGUACUGGAAAAGAUUGACCCAGUCUUGGAGCCUCUCCUUGGCAAAAACACCAUCAAAAGGGGAAGGUGUAUUCAGAUUGGGGGCAAGGAGUGUGAAUACAACAGUAAUUUCCGUCUUAUUCUGCACACCAAACUGGCCAAUCCCCAUUUCCCUCCUGAGCUCCAGGCUCAAACAACCCUCAUCAACUUUAUGGUGACCCCAGCUGGUCUGGAGGAGCAGCUGCUGGGACAAGUAGUAUCCCAGGAAAGGCCUGACCUUGAAGACCUGAAAAUGGAGCUGACCAGGCAACAGAACCACUUUAAGAUUGAACUUAAAAGGUUGGAGGAUGACCUGCUCAGUCGCCUCUCUUCAGCCUGUGGUAAUUUCCUGGGUGAUAUUUCUCUGGUAGAGCAACUUGAGAACACCAAGACCACAGCUGCCCACAUUCAAGACAAAGUGGUGGAGGCCCGAGAGAAUGAGACAAAGAUCAACGAGGCUCGUGAAAUAUACCGCCCUGCUGCUGAAAGAGCAUCACUCCUCUUCUUCAUCAUCAAUGACCUCAACAAAAUUAACCCCAUGUACCAGUUUUCUCUCAAGAGCUUUAUUUCAGUGUUUAGCAAAGCACUGGAGUUUGCAGAAUGUGAGGGGGAUGUAAGCAGCAGAGUGGAUGCUCUCACCGAGGCGAUCACCUAUUCUGUAUUCCUGUACACUAGCCAGGGCCUGUUUGAGAGAGACAAGUUAACCUUCUUGUCACACACUGCCUUCCAGAUCCAGCUUAUGCAGAACCUAAUCGAUGCACAGGAAUUUGACUUUCUUCUGCGUUUCCCAGUGGAAGCUAGCAAAAUUAGCCCGGUAUCCUUUCUUUCACCGCAUGCCUGGGGAGCCAUUAAGACUAUUUCUUCAAUGGAGGAAUUCAAUGGACUGGACCGAGACAUUGAAAGUUCACACAAACGCUGGAGAAAGAUUGUUGAAUCUAGUUUUCCUGAAAAGGAAAGACUUCCACAGGAUUGGAAAAAUAAAAGCUGCAUUCAGAAGCUUAUCAUCCUGAGAGCUCUUCGCCCAGACAGGCUGAUUUACACCCUUAGGAAUUUUGUGGGGGACUGCAUGGGAACCAAAUAUCUUGAGACUGCAAGGUUGGAAUUUGCCAAGUUUUACGAAAGUAGCAGCCCCUCAACACCUGUGUUUUUUAUCCUCUCUCCCGGUGUCGAUCCACUGAAGGAUGUAGAGAAACUUGGGUUAAGACUGGGAUUGUCCAUUGAAUUGGGCAAUUUGCACAAUGUUUCAUUGGGACAGGGACAGGAAGCCGUAGCUGAACAUGUGCUCAGGAAUUCCUCUAAACUUGGACACUGGGUCAUUCUGCAGAAUGUUCACUUGGUGGCUCACUGGCUCCCUGUUCUUGAAGCAUUACUCGAGAGUGUGGCCAUAGAUAGCCACCCAAGCUACAGAGUGUUCAUCACUGGAGAACCAGCACCCAGCCCUGAGCAACACGCAAUCCCCAGAGGCAUUCUUGAGAAUGCCAUCAAAAUCACCAAUGAGCCACCCACUGGCAUGAAUCCAAGUUUACAUGCAGCACUCAAUAACUUUACUCAAGACACAUUGGACAUGUGCUCUCGUGAACAGGAGUUCAAUGCCAUGUUCUUCUCCCUCUGCUUUUUCCAUGCUUGUGUCACAGAGCGCCGAAAGUUUGGCCCUCAAGGGUGGAACCACAAGUAUCCCUUUAGCACUGGUGACCUAACCAUUUCAGCUAAUGUUUUGUACAACUACUUAGAGUCAAACACCAAGGUGCCAUGGGAGGAUCUUUGCUAUCUCUUUGGUGAGAUCAUGUACGGUGGACACAUUACAAAUAACUGGGACAGAAGGCUAUGCAACACCUACCUGCAGGAGUUUAUGCAUCCCAAAUUGUUUGAAGCAGAACUCUAUCUGUGUCCUGGCUUCCUGGCCCCUCCAUUCAUGGACUACAGUGGUUACCAUGCUUAUAUUGAUGAAAAUCUUCCACCUGAGAGCCCCACUCUGUAUGGCCUGCAUCCAAAUGCAGAGCUCGAGUGCCUCACUCUCACCUCAGAAAACCUCUUAAAGACUCUGCUUGACCUGCAGCCACAGGACUUCUCCAGAGGAGAGGGGGAAGUAUCAAUCGCAGAGGAGAAGGUCAAGUCUAUCAUUGAAGACCUCCUUGACCAGCUUCCUGAGCAGUAUAAUGUAGCAGAGAUGGUAGUAAAGGCAACAGAACGAAGCCCGUACAUUUCAGUCUGUUUGCAAGAAUGUGAGCGCAUGAACCUUCUACUGGUGGAAAUGAGGAAGUCUCUUAAUGAAAUGGAACUUGGCCUGAAGGGAGAACUCACCAUCUCUUCCAGUAUGGAGAUGUUUCAGUCGGCCUUGUUCAGUGACUCUGUACCAGAGUCCUGGGCUAGAUUGGCUUACCCCUCCACCAAAACACUUACGCAGUGGUUCAAUGAUAUCAAGUGUAGCUGUCGUGCUCUGGACAGCUGGACACAGGACUUUGUUCAACCUGCUGUUGUUUGGCUCUCAGGCCUCUUCAACCCACAAUCUUUCCUUACUGCUAUUCUGCAGAGCAUUGCUCGUAAAAAUCAGUGGCCACUGGACAAGAUGACUUUGACUGCUGAUGUGACAAAGAAGACAAAAGAUGAUUUUGGGCAUCCACCACGGGAGGGGGCAUACAUCCACGGCCUUUUCAUGGAAGGAGCGCGUUGGGACAUUCAAUCGGGAGUCAUCGCCGAAGCAGUUUUGAGGGAUCUGACUCCUCCCAUGCCUGUUCUGUAUAUACGAGCCAUACUGGCGGAAGAGCAGGAGCUGAAAAACACAUACGAGUGUCCCGUGUACCGUACUAAAAAUCGUGGAUCCACAUACAUUUGGACAUUUUACCUCCGAAACAAACAGCCUCCCGCUAAGUGGAUUGUAGCUGGUGCGGCCCUGUUGCUUUCAAUUUGACACCCAAUGGACCACAAAUAGUAUUAUUUCUGCUAAUAGUAUUAUUAUGCCAUAUUUUGCAUAACAUGUUGAAAGCAAUUUAAAGCAACACUAGGUAAAUUUUCAACCUUUAUAAAAUAUGUUCAUAACAUUUGUGAUGAUAUGUCAACUGAAAACUAGUUGAAUGACACCUCUUUUAUAUCUUCAGGUGGUCUGUAUUGCUUUCAGCGGCUCUAAUUAACUUUGAGGAGGGUGGUAGAAACCCUGCCACACAAAAAAACUACAAAUGUGUUGACUGCUUUACAGCAUACGUCACUUCCCCUUUUCCCCAGUCGUUAUAAAGAUGGAAGUCAAUGCAAACGCUUUCGCAUGAAUUCUGCAAAAAUGGCAGAGCAACAAAAUAGACAAAAGUUUUGUCUGAGGAGAGAAAAAGAGGGAGGUUCCUAGGAUAUACAGAAUUUACAUUGGCCCUGCUUUCACUCGCUGGCGUGACACCCCCCGCCACCCUCUAACCAAACUCGUCAGUGCUGAUGAUUUCGGUUGGGGUUCAGCCCCACACUAAGCCACAUGGUUGCUAACUGUCAUAUGCUAUUAAUUAGCCACAACUAGAUUCAUUACCUUAUUACUAUUCAUCCUUCACACAGCCCCUGGAAACAGAAAUGUUGUUUAAUCCAUCUGCAGGCGACCAGGAGAUCAUGAGUUUACGACACUAUGUUGGUGUGCGCUGGUCCUCAUGGGAGAUGCAGUCUUCCUUAAGGCAAAACACUAACCCCUUUGUCCACCAGCAUCUCUAAAAUUGGCAAUAUUUUCCGUAAAUUCAACAUCAACUUUCACUGUUACACCGAUAACACCCAGCUCUACCUUACUUCCGAACCCUCCUCCUCUCUCCCGCCUACCUUCCUGACUGACUGUAUCACCGAAAUAAAAAACUGGCUCACCCAAAAUUUCCUCAAACUCAACACAGUAAAACCGAGGUGCUCCUCAUCGGCUCCAAAUCCACCAUAUCCAAAUACCAUAGCCAUCCCCUCACCACAGACAAUUCCACUGUUUCACCAUCCCACCAAGUUAAGAGCCUGGGUGUCAUCCUGGACAAUACACUCAUUUUUCAUUCACGCUGUACACAUCAAUAAUAUUACCCGGAUUGCCCACUACCACCUAUGCAUCAUCAACCGCCUCCGCCCCUCCGUCACCCCCCCCCAUUCUGCUGCCAUCCUGGUUCAUAGUCUUGUCACUUCCCGCCUGGAUUACUGCAACUCCCUCCUCUUUGGCCUCCCUCAAAAGACUACAUAAACUGCAACUGGUCCAGAAUUCAACCGCUCUCAUUAAAACCCGUACCCCAUUCAGCCACCACAUCACUCCAGUUCUCCACCAGCUCCAUUGGCUCCCGGUCCACUUCCAUAUCCAGUUCAAAGUUCUCCUCCUUAUAUUCAAGGCCAUCCACAACCUUGCCCCUCCCUACCUGUCUGACCUCCUCCAUAUUACAGUGCCCUCCCGUGCCCUUAGGUCCUCCACCUCCAUACACUUGUCCCCCUGCUCGCCUCAGCACCAUGGGGAGCAGAGCAUUCAGCCGCUCUGCUUUGGAACUCACUACCACCCGACUUAGCAACACAGACUCACUCCCCCUUUUUCAAUUGAAACUCA
Messenger RNA from Corythoichthys intestinalis (scribbled pipefish), 14040 nucleotides. Its product is annotated as dynein axonemal heavy chain 11. Lineage: Eukaryota; Metazoa; Chordata; Actinopteri; Syngnathiformes; Syngnathidae. Gene Ontology annotation, molecular function: ATP hydrolysis activity; dynein light intermediate chain binding; ATP binding. The coding region runs from base 148 to 12420 and encodes 4090 amino acids. The record is from RefSeq and is a predicted model, not a curated record. Gene Ontology annotation, biological process: microtubule-based movement. Gene Ontology annotation, cellular component: dynein complex. The transcript has 77 exons.